Messenger RNA from Thlaspi arvense, 5797 nucleotides. The record is from the annotation of a GenBank genome assembly. Lineage: Eukaryota; Viridiplantae; Streptophyta; Magnoliopsida; Brassicales; Brassicaceae.
UUUUUCCCCAAAAAACAUUUAUCAUUCACUUGACCCAAAAAAGUACGCUUCGUCUACCAGAUUCCUAUUUAAUCACCAGACUCUUCGAUCGAUUCUGUAUUUCUCUUUCACUUCGCGGUGUUAUUAAUUUAUGGUGAAAGAAGAAACUCAAAUUGCUUUGUUUGGAGAUGGAUUUUCAUGGAAUGAAGAGGAAGGAUCUACAAGCCCUAUGCAAAAAGCAUGGAAUCCCUGGGAAUCUGAAGAACACGGAGAUGUCUAGUAGGCUCGCUUCUCUAUUCGAGACGGAAACGGAAAUUUCGCCUGAGGAAUCUGUAAUGGGGAAUCAAGGUGUAAGCAGAAAGGCGAAGAAAGUGACUUUUAGCCCGGAAAGUGAAAAUCAAGUUUUCGAAUUCACUCGAUCUGCUAAGAAACUUAAGCGGAGGAGUGUUAGUUCGCGUAGCCAACAGAGCGGAAUUAAGCUAAGGCGGUCAAAGCGAAACGCGGCCAAGGGGAUAAGUGGGAUUGUUGAUUCUGAAGGAGAAUGUAGUUCGCCGGAUAUUAUAGAGGUGCAGAUGGUUCCAAGGCGGUCGAAGCGACUUGGCUCUGGUGGCAGUACACAAGAAGACUGUAAAGUGACGGAGUUGAUUGAUGUGGAACAGAUUGAAGAUGAAGAUACCUCGAAAGGACUGUCUCGGAGACGAUCCACGCGGCUAGCAGCUAAAACUGAGAAACCAUGCGUGGAAGGUGGGACAUCGAAGGCAGGACCUUUACUACCAGCUAAGCGGUCGAAACAACUGGAUAAAGAUGAUGAGCUUGUGAAGAGUAACGUGGCGGAGGUCUCUGUGGAUGUUGAGGUUCCGGGAACGAGAAAACGUCAGAGGAAGGGUGUGCAGGAUGACUCUAGAGUUGAAAAGUUUCCUAGGCGGUCAAGGCGAUUUGUGAAUGACAUCGACCUGCAGACCGAUACUCAUGAUCAGAGAAAGUCAGUAAGGGUUGAAGCUGUUGCUGCUAAGGAAAGUAAAGAAGAAAGAAAGACUAAGCGUUCAAAAGGAUCUUCGGUUGUCAGUAGUGGAGAAGGCGAGCUUGUCAAAAACAAAACAAAGGGGCCUUCGAUAGACUUGAUGGAAGCUUGUCAGGAUGUUCCGAAAGCUGAAGUGGUCACACGGCGUUCGAAACGGCUUUGGAACAAUGUUAAUGUGCCGAUAGUGGAUGGAAAUGUGAAGACCGUGAAAGGUAAUGAUCUACAAGUAGAAAAGGCUGUAAAGCAGUCUAGGCAACUUGAAAAGAGUGUCAGUGAACGCGAAGCAGAUGGCCAAGCGCAAAAGGGUGGUAAACAACCAAAGAGAGCUUCAGGGAAUGAUCAUGAGAAUGUAAAGCCUCUAAGACGUUCGAAGCGCACUGCUUCAAUGCAGUUAGCAGCAAACAACCCUGAAGCUGACCUAGUCGUGCCUACAGGAAAAAUCCAUGUUAAGGAUAUUGCUUCAACUGUUGUGCUUGAGGAAAAUGCCAAAACCAAGGACGAAACCCUUAUAUGCACUCCUACAUCCGAGCUUAAGGAUGAUAGUUCCGUAGCUAAGCUAGCAAAAGUAAAAGCAAUCCUGGAAACUUCAGCUGAAUGUUGGAAAGAGAUUCACUCAAGCAAAGAUAAUGAGAAGGAUUACUCUGAGAAGGAUGUACAAGCAUCAACUUUACAUGAAAACUUUUCUGAAUGCAACACUCAGAAUGACAGUGCAGAAGAAAAAAUGGAGAGUAGUGUGGUUGGUUGUAUGAGUGCUGGUCGCUGUGGAAAUCUAACACCAGAAAUGUUUUUGGAGCCAGAAGAAGCGGGGGGCACUAAUGUGGAAGCUAGAUGCACUUCCAAGAAACUGAAAACAAUAGGUCAAGAAUUCGCAAAAGAUAAGCAACAAAUAAUGGCUGGGGACUCGCCUUCUUCGUCUGAAGCCAAAGCUACAGAACCUCUUACGAUUUCGGAGAAUGAUUUUGAUUCUACACUGAAAGUUCCAAGUGUUUUUUCACUGGUAAGAAACGUUCAAGAGUUGAGUUCUGAACUUAAGGAAGGAGAAUGUGAAGAGAAACAUGAGCAAGACGCAGUUCUUAUAGCUUUGACUAAGAAGGACAAAGAGGAAGCGUCAAAAGUGAAAACAUGCCCAGAUAUCAGCAGCGCUGGUGGUUAUCUAUCUGUGGAAAUGACUCCGAUUACUGCCUUAGUACAAUUAGCAACGAGCAACCCUGAAGCUGAGCUCGGCGUGUCGACAGUUACCACCGAGAAAGAUACAAACAAAAAAGAGGAAGCCCUUAUCUGCACUCCUAGAUCUGAGCUUAAAGAUCUUAGCUCUGUUGCUGAGUUAGCCAAAGUUGAAGCGAUCCUGGAAAAUUCAGUUACAUGUUGCAACGAGAUAAUGGCUGGGGACACACCUUCUUCGUCUGCAGCCAAAGCUACAGACCCUCUUACGAUUUCUGAGAAUGUUUUUGAUUCUACGCUGAAAUUUCCAAGUGUCAUUUCACUGGUAAGAAACGUUCAAGAGUUGAGUUCUGAACUCAUGGAAGGAGAAUGUGAAGAGAAACAUGAGCAAGACGCCGUUCUCAUAGCUGUGACUAAGAAGGACAAAGAUGAACCGUCAACAGUAAAAACAAGCCCAGAUAAUAGCAGUGUUGGUGGUUAUCUAUCUGUGGAAAUGACUCCGCUUUCUGCUUCAGUGCAAUUAGCAACGAGCAACCCUGAAGUUGAGCUCGGCGUGUCUACAGUUAUCACCGAGGAAGAUACUAACAAAAAAGAGGAAACCCUUAUUUGCACUCUUAGAUCCGAGCUUAAAGAUCUUAGCUCUGUUGCUAAAUCAGCAAAAGUAGAAGCAAUCCUGGAAAAUUCGGCUGCAUGUUGCGACGAGAUUCAUUCAAGCAAAAAUGACGACAAAGGUUCCUUAGAGAAGGAUAUACAAGCAGAAAAUUUACAUGGAAACUUCUCUGAAUACAACACUGAAACUGGGGGUGCACAAGAACAAGCGGUUAUCUGCAAGGGUGAUCGUAUCAGUGUUGAUCAUUGUGUAAACCUGGAGACGCUGGAUGACAAUCUGGAGAAGUCUGAACGAUCCAUUUCUAGUGAAAGAGGUUGUAAACGAAAAGCGUUGGAGCUAAGCGGAUACUUGUCAACUGACUUUGCUUUCCUCUCUCCUAUGGAAGAAAACGUUUCAGAGUGUGUCAAGGAAGUCGAAAUGAAAGCUUUAUCCCAGCCUAUACCAAUUAACAAAGCUGCUAGUAGCACCCUUGACGAACCAGCUCUAUUCACUACCCCAGAGAGAAACUUAAUGUUGAUGGAAAAAGUCAGCGAAAACGGAAAGAGGCGUGCAGUUGAUUCAGUGACCCAUCACAAUGAUGAAGCAGUAGAGUCUCAUGCUGUUGUUUUCACAACUCCUGAACAAGUUUUAUUGCUGGGUGAUUCAGGGCUAGAUGAGGUGGGAAAGGAAGAGGAACAUACAGCCACAAACCUUCCUGGUGAUUCUGAUGUUCUCAAUUCCACCGAGAGAGACUCAAUGUUGCAAAACGAAGCUAGAAAUGAAGGAGAAAGUGUAGUUGUUGAGCUUCAUGACGACUCUAACAUUGCCACUACUCCUCUAAAACAAUCCAGUGUGGGAGACUUCGAAGGAGAUGGAAUCGAAAGGAAUGAAGAAAAUAAGACUGAGCUCCAUUGUGAAUCUGGCACUUGCACUACCCCGGAUAGUCAUGCAGUCUUUGGAAACUCUGUAUCAGAUGGAGCAGAAAAUAGUGGAGGAAGCAAGGCUACGGAGUUCAAUGAAAAUCCUGUUGUUUUCACUGGUUUGGAGGUGAUACAUGAGGGUUUUGGAUAUUCUGGACAAGAUGAAGACCCUGAACUAGGCGAAGCAGAAUGGUUAGGAAUCAAUAUUGCUGACAAGUCAAGUCCUUGUACAAGCCUGGAGAGACAAUUGUUGUAUGGAGACUCUGAACAAAAGAAAGCCGUAAAGACUGCAGAAAAGGCGGCUGCAGAGUUUCAUGAUGACUCUUUUAAUCCCAAUUUUCCAGAAAGACAUCCCUUUGCGGAAGAGCCUGAACUGGUAGAAACUGCAAAAAGUGAUGAAGAUAAGGCUGUGGAAUUGCAAGUUGACUGUGACAUUUUCACUGGUGCCGAGAAACAAUUAUUGCUUGAAACAGAGGAAGGCUUGAAAGGAAACAAUAUAAUUGCCAACUCUCAUGAAAUAUCUGAUGUUCUCACUGCUUCGGAGGGCCACUCUCGUGAAUCUGACAUUUCCACUGACCUGGAGAGGCGUUUAUUGUCUGAAGACUCUGGAUUACACGAAACAAGAAAGAUGAAAGAUAAUACGUCAGCCACUUGCGAAGAGUAUUUGAUUUUCACUUCUCCAGAGAAAAAUCAGCUUUUUGGAAACUCUGAACUACCCACUGCUGGAAAGCAAGAAGGAAAAGUGGAGUUCAAGGACGAAUCUGCCCUCUUCACUAGGCUCGAGAGCCGUUUGCUUUUGGAAGAGUCUGGACAGGACCGACUUGGUAAUGAAGAGUCUGCCCCUUCCACAAACAUCCAGAAUCAGAUAAGCGAUGCAUUGGAGGAAUUGGCAAUAACAGACAAUGAUGAAGCAGACGAUCUCAUAGAAGCAAAUGUAACAAUGAAUACUGAAAGAGACUACAAGGGAAAUCUUCUGUUGGACUCCUCAGGUGGCGCUCCUGUUUCUGGAAAGACAUGCGUCGUAGUUGCAACGGAGGAUCAUGAGCACUUAGGCUGUAAUUCGGGAGAAGAUUUUAGAAACACAUGGGCGACAAGUGGUGGUAGCAGAGCUCUCGAAGAUGAAGCAACCGGUCCAAUUGCUACUCCCUUUGCAGAGAAAGCCAUCUCGCUGAUUCCUAAUGAAUUCAUUGUUCAGGAUAAUAAAACCGAAGAAGAGACAACCAUGGAAGCAGAAAGAAAUGCUCCUCUCAGCCCCUGUGUACUUACCUUACCAGCUGAAGGUGAUUUCGAGAUAUUUGGUGAAAAUUCCAGCCACUUUGAAAUUGCUGGAACCAGUUCCAUGGAGUCAGAAGAAUCUUCCCUUUCCUUAGACAUUCAGAACCAGAUAAAAGACGCACUGGAGGAAUCGGCAGUAACAGACAACAAUGAAGCAGACGAGCUCACUGAAGCAAAAGUAACGAGGAACUUGGACUCUUCAGUUUCUGAGAAGACAUGCGUCUUAGGUGGCACGGAGGAUGAGCACCUUGGCUUUAAUUGUGAAGUAGAAAACACAUGUGACGAAAGUGGUCGCAAAUUUCUCAAAGAUGAAGCAACUGAUCCAAUGGCUACUGCCGCCUUUGAGAAAGAGAUCUCUCCAACUCCUGAUGAAUUUACUGUUACGAAUAACAGAAAUGAAGAAGCAGAUGAGGAAACGAUUAAGAGAGAAACCACUCCAAGUGCUGAAAAAACCUUGAAUGAGUAUUUGAACACUGAUGCAUCAGGUACGUCAUCUGAGAAUCAGGUAAGAGGAGAACCAGUCUUAAUUUACAGAACAGAAGUGAAGCCUAAAAGGCAUGUCAUGAAAGAGAAUGCACCAUACUCAAAGAUUGUGGAUAAUCUUAACGUAACAGCUCCAAGGACAUCAAAGAGACAGCCGCUCCAAGACUUGAGGAAGAACUAGAAGACUGAUUUUGCAUAUCUCAUGCACCUUUAGAUAUUUGUCUAAAACUUGCUAAUAAUUUAGUUUCUGGAACCUAUUUUCUUGCGUUGAAAAAACCUUUCAGAUUUAUAGUUUGUUCGUGAGUCUUUGAUUAUAUAAAGACCCUUUUGAUUUCUUGUGCUGCAAAAUUGCCAAUAGAUACAUGUUAU